CUCAAGUGACCGGAUAGUUUAGCAAAGAAGCUCUACAAGCCUUAGCUUAAUCAGUCCACGAAAGCGUGCGUACGGUUGCACUCCACAUUCUCACAUGGCCGGGCAUUCCGACUUGGGUAGUCACCAGACAUGCCAGGUGAAGCUCAGCAUCCAUAACACAUUCUUGGAACUCAGAAGCUCCAGAGAAGAAGCGCUUGCCAUCGCAGCACGAGGUGUGCGCCGUACCACGUCGUGCCCAUCCAUCGGAUCGUACAUCGACGAUAUGAGCAGCGAGUCUGACUUGACAUGCCCGCGGCUCUCUGAGCUUGGGUCGUGGGGAGACGCAGGUGAUUCAGACUGUGAGGAGUUUUUCAGCAGUCGAUCUCCAGUGGAUCCCGACCAGCGUUCGGACACCAAGAAGAGCCAGUCCGAUAUCAUGUCCAGCAAAGUGGAAGAAAAGACGUGCGUUACAUCAAUAUCAAGUGGGCGGACGCCCUUGCGCUGCAAGGCCGCGUUGUUCGUCCCCGAUUCUUCAACGGUGUCGAGCGGGUGCACUUGGGCCCCGUAUUCCCUCGAGCAGAUUUCGCCCCCCGGUACUUCCACAGCUCCUAGCGGCCCACCUUCCUUUCCCUGUGACUACCAGAGAACCACAGUGAUGAUGCGCAACUUGCCUUGUCCGUUUCUACGCGUCGAUCUGAUCACCGAGAUGGACAAUCACGGGUUCGCAGAAUAUUACAGCCUAGUCUACAUGCCCUUGGAUUACACGACGGGGCUGAGCUUGGGCUACGCGUUUGUAAACUUCAUCAACACAGAGCAGGCACAGCGCUUCAUGAUUCGAUUCGAAGGCUUCCGCGACUGGCCAAAGCCGUCCUCAAAGGUCUGCUCCGUCACAUGGUCUCGGACGCAGGGCCUGAUCGCGAACAUCGAACGCUACAGGAACAAUCCGGUGAUGAGUGAGGAGAUCCCGGACGGGUUCAAGCCCGUGCUGUUCGACGGGAACAAGCGCAUCCCCUUCCCGGCGCCGACCAGACUGCUGCCCGCCGUCAGUCCCGUGGUGCCCGCCGCCCCCCCGGCGUAGCCCGCACCUUCGAACUCGAGGCGCAGCAACGACUCGGACAGAAAUUUUACGGUGGUGUUGCUUCGCCUGCCAUCGACGGAGGCAGGGCGGCGGGGCGGGUUGCGGGCUCGGAGCGCCCGGGGGCCCCCGGAGGCCCUGGAAAAGUCGAGGCGGGGGCUUCCCGUCGUAUUCUCGCCCCCUUGGGGGCCGCCGUUCCUGAGCCCCAGGGACGACACUCUCACAGAACGACCCGCGGGAUGAAAAGGCGGCGUCCAGGACGUGGACGAGAUCUUCAGGGACUUCGCAUUCGAAAGGCGAAGACGCCUGCUCACGGCACAGUCUGGCGACCCGGACAUACGGGUUGCCGUCUCUCCACGGAAUGCGGCGGCUUUGCACCGCAUCGCCGCAGGACGGCAUCGCUCCCAUCCGUCCCCCUCGAUCUCCCCUGACCACCCUGUCGGCACGCUGGCUGCGCCCCGAGCCCCUUUGGGAGGCUUCUGGUCGUCCUGCACGGCGGACCGGCGGACGCUGGCUGUUUCAAUGGGCCCCGCCCUCUCCUCCCCAUCCUCGGGCGCCAAGCGCGGCGUGGAGGGCCCGCCCGGCGAGGAGAGGGGGAGAGGGCCGGCCGGUGUUGUGCCAUCUUCGGCGCUCCAUUCGCCCAGGGCUCCAGUCGACUACCGAUCCAGGUCGGGUCCGAGCCAAGCCAUGCAGGCGCGCGCCUCCAGGUGCGGCAUCGGACCGCAGCAUCCUGUUGUGACCAUCCUCGGGGGAGAAAGGUUUGCAUGAUGUUCGGAGCCUCACGCAGAUUUCUUGGGUGGUCGGCGCUCGGCCCCCCCGGACGGCGCCGCCGCGCGGACCUCUGCAGGGUUACGCUUAGCUUCCGUUAGCCCGCGGCCGUCGCACCGUCGUGUGGGCACGCUUGCCGACGAGUCAUCUGGGCUCCAGGCGCCGCCUCUCGCGUACCUGCGUGUUCUUCUUCUGCCUCGGGGGCGGACCAGAACCCCCAAGAGUGACACGUCGAUCAGUGGAUUGUCCGUCUUCGGCCCUCGAGGGGGCGCCGUGGCCGCUACUUUUCCAGGCUUGCGCCCGCCACGUGUGGGCCUCAGGUCGUUUUCACUAAACCACGUUUUACUAAAGGGGGGUCUGUCCAUCCCCGACUGCAGCCGGCUCCGCACAGAUCAGCCUUCGCCUCGAUCUGCUGCUGCGCGUCGCGGGGCAGGCCUCGCGCCCUCCACGAGGAGCGGUCGCCGACGUGCCGCAGAGCGGCCCCAGCGUACACGUGCACCCGCAGUGGGCGCCAGCCGAAACUCGGGUGCUGCCAGACUUCUUCUCCUCCUCCUCCUCCUCCUCCUCCUCCUCCUCCUCCUCCUCCUCCUCCUCCUC
Prorocentrum cordatum is the source of this 2419-nucleotide messenger RNA. The record is from the annotation of a GenBank genome assembly. Lineage: Eukaryota; Dinophyceae; Prorocentrales; Prorocentraceae.